UAAUUGACAUACUGACUCAAUCAAUGAUGAGGUACAUUUGACACCUAUACCGUACCACAGAGUGUUUAUACCUAGGUACUAAUUACUAUCCUGCUUUUUUUCGUUUUGUAUGUAACUCGAUUGCGUUAUUCUAGCUAUAUAGUUGAACGUCACAUCGUUCGACCAUCAUUGUCGGAAAAAUCAACAAAACUACUGAAAACUAUGACGAAACACUAUCCCACACCGUUUACGCCCAAAGACUCGACCGAAAUGUGCAUGCAGGUCAGAAAGCCGCUGUCGGCCUGCCACACGGAGAACUUUGUGUUCCUCAGGUUCCUCAUGCACCUCUUUGGGUAUACCGUUGACGGACCACCGACGCCGAAGGAUAAAAACGUACUAAUUGAAUCCGCCACGACGGAUAUUCGGACCGAGUUGCAUUUUUUGGAUGGUUAUCAACAUCUGUUCGAUGAAACAUUUAUGUCCGUGUUCCAGAAAAAGAGACGAAAAAGAGCCGUGGACGAUCAGUACGAUUUCGUGAUAGUAGGUGCCGGAUCUGCGGGCUGCGUCGUCGCAAACAGAUUGUCGGAGAUUAAAGACUGGAAGGUAUUACUCCUUGAAGCCGGGAUCGAGGAACCAGAAUUUUCUUCUGUGCCAGGUCUUGCACCUUUACAAUUAGGGAGCAAGAUCGAUUGGAAUUAUACAACACAGCCUGAUGAACACACGUGUAGGUCCAGACCAGGAGGUAUGUGUGAUUGGGCUAGGGGCAAAGUAAUGGGUGGGUCAAGUACGAUCAACUAUAUGAUUUAUACUCGAGGAAACAUGGAUGAUUAUAACGAAUGGGAACGUAUGGGAAACGAUGGAUGGGGGUAUGAAGAAGUUCUUCAAUAUUUCAAAAAAUCCGAGGAUAAUGAAGAUCCAGAAGUUUAUAAAAAAAACCAAAAGUUUCAUGGCAAAGGCGGAUAUCUUACGGUGGAAUGGUUUCCAUACGUAGACCCUACGGCAGUAGCUUUAAUAAAGGCGUGGCAAGAGAUCGGUUUGCAUUAUGUAGACGUAAAUGCCGAAAAUCAAAUAGGCGUAACUCAUUUACAAUCGACAGCUAGGCAUGGCGAACGAAUGAGCACUAACAAAGCGUUCAUAAGACCGAUUAGAAAAAAACGGAAAAACCUAACUGUUCUAACAGACGCGCAUGUUACUAGGAUAUUGAUCGAAAAGAAACGCGCUAUUGGGGUGGAGUUUUUGUACAAGAAAAAAAUUAGAACGGUGUUCGCAAAAAAAGAGGUGAUUCUGAGUGCCGGCAGUCUAAAUUCACCAAAAAUACUGAUGCUCUCCGGUAUCGGGCCUAAAAAACACUUGGACAAGAUGAAAAUUAAAGUUGUGAAGAACUUAGCCGUUGGUAAGAACCUACAAGAUCACGUUACGUCUGACGGUGUUGUAAUUCGCGUGAAAAAAACAGCUACUGACAAGCCGCUCAAAGAGAAAAAGGAAGACGCUGUUUUGUACAAAAAAAAAAGAAAAGGUCCUCUGGCGGCCACUGGCCCAUUACAAUGUGGAGUAUUCCUUCAAACUAAAUAUGAAGAUACACUGGAUCUGCCGGACAUAAAUUAUGCAUUUGACAAUGGCAACGAGAAAGAUUGGAUUAUCGACCCUGCAAAUGCCACAAAAUUCGGUAUGUCUCCUGUUUCUUAUUACGAAGCGAUUAACGUGAGACCGAUUUUGUUGAAGCCAAAAAGUAGAGGAUACAUAUUACUCAACGAAACUCAUCCAAUUUGGGGUCAACCAUUGAUUUAUCCACGUUUCUUUACUAAAGGAAACGAUCUUGAUAUACUCGUUGAAGGUAAUGUAAACAUUAUACAUAUUGUAUUACCUAUCCAUAGAUAUAAUAAAAAUUUAAAAUCCAAAGACAACCAUCGGACAUUUUUGACAUUCUAUAACAACUGAUCUAUACAUUUAUA
Acyrthosiphon pisum (pea aphid) is the source of this 1931-nucleotide messenger RNA. RefSeq names its product glucose dehydrogenase [FAD, quinone]-like. Bases 202 to 1917 code for a protein of 571 amino acids. Gene Ontology annotation, molecular function: flavin adenine dinucleotide binding; oxidoreductase activity, acting on CH-OH group of donors. The transcript has 5 exons. Lineage: Eukaryota; Metazoa; Arthropoda; Insecta; Hemiptera; Aphididae. The record is from RefSeq and is a predicted model, not a curated record.